This is a messenger RNA of Microplitis demolitor, 709 nucleotides long. RefSeq names its product 14 kDa phosphohistidine phosphatase. The coding region runs from base 201 to 569 and encodes 122 amino acids. NCBI's taxonomy places the organism in Eukaryota, Metazoa, Arthropoda, Insecta, Hymenoptera, Braconidae. Gene Ontology annotation, molecular function: protein histidine phosphatase activity. Gene Ontology annotation, biological process: peptidyl-histidine dephosphorylation. The transcript is spliced from 4 exons. The record is from RefSeq and is a predicted model, not a curated record. Gene Ontology annotation, cellular component: cytosol.
UGAUUGUGGAAGGAAAAAUUACCGGUAGAGGUUAAAUUAUUAAUGAGUUUUUCUGUUUAGUUUAUUUAAAAUUAAUUAGUACUUUUUUAUGGAAGAAUUUAAUAAUUUAAAUUAUCGAGGAUAAGAAUAAAUUAGGAGUUGGAAGAAUUGUGUUUUGUGUAGUUGUUGGUUCUAUUGAUCAAUUUAGAAGACUGUCAACGAUGUCUGAACCAUUGGAUAAAAUCCCUGAUGUUAUCAUUGAUCCCAAUGGCGUUUUUAAAUAUAUUUUAGUUUAUGUCCAUGAUGAUAACAGCAAGCAAAGCAAACCCAUAGUACGCGGCUACAAGAAAUGCAAAUUCCACGCUGAUAUCUAUGAAACAAUAGGAGAGGAUGAGCUGAAGAACUGCGGGGCUGGACUAGACACCGAAUGCGUUGGGGGAGGCAGAAUCAAUCAUAAUGCGCCGGCAAAAACUAUCAAGGUUUAUGGAUACUCCCAGGGAUUUGGAAAAGCUGACCAUACUAUCGCGGUUGGAUUAUUGAAGAAAAAAUACCCUGAUUACGAAAUCACUUGGUCUGACGAAGGCUAUUAGGAGAUAGUUAUUACUUUAAUAAAAUGCUUUGGCAAGUACAUUUAAAUUCGCCAUUUGAAAUUCAAAAUAUUGUGCAACUUAUUUAUAUUGUAUUCAUGUAUCCCGUGUGAAACUUUCAAAUAAAUUAUUUAUGAGUGAAA